AGAGAGGCGGGACGGAGAUGGACAUCCGGAUCCGGAGCGGCUGAAAGGCGGAAGUGGAGGCCGGAGCCUGGGACACUGCCGGGGGGAGAGGAGCGGAGCCUGUCCGAGCCCCGGCCCGGAGUAACGCCGUCGCCCCGGAGCCGCGUUGGAGACCCCUUCCCCACUAAGUGCCUCUUUGCGUAGCAGCGGCCCCUGCCCCCACGCUCACUGGUACCACUACAGCGGGACGGGCCAUGGCGGGUCGGGGAGCUGCAGCACGACCCAAUGGACCAGCCGCUGGGAACAAGAUCUGUCAGUUUAAGCUGGUCCUGCUGGGGGAGUCCGCGGUGGGCAAAUCCAGCCUUGUCCUUCGCUUUGUCAAGGGACAAUUCCACGAGUACCAGGAGAGCACAAUUGGAGCGGCCUUCCUCACGCAGACUGUCUGCUUGGACGACACAACAGUCAAGUUUGAGAUCUGGGACACAGCUGGACAGGAGCGGUAUCACAGCCUGGCCCCCAUGUACUAUCGGGGGGCCCAGGCUGCCAUCGUGGUCUAUGACAUCACCAACACAGAUACCUUUGCACGGGCCAAGAACUGGGUGAAAGAGUUACAGAGACAGGCCAGCCCCAACAUUGUCAUCGCGCUCGCGGGUAACAAGGCGGACCUGGCCAGCAAGAGAGCCGUGGAAUUCCAGGAAGCACAAGCCUAUGCAGAUGACAACAGUUUGCUGUUCAUGGAGACAUCAGCAAAGACCGCAAUGAACGUGAAUGAAAUUUUCAUGGCAAUAGCUAAAAAGCUCCCCAAGAACGAACCCCAGAAUACAGCUGGUGCUCCAGGCCGGAACCGAGGUGUGGACCUCCAGGAGAACAAUCCAGCCAGCCGGAGCCAGUGCUGCAGCAACUGAGCCCCCCUUGCCUGCCCACUGCUCCCAUCUCCUUUGCCUGAAUGACCCGACUGGAAUCCACUCUAACCAAUCGCAUUUAACGACUCGGGCACUGCUGGGGUGGGCGGCAGGGGGAGAGCUCCACCAUGAUUUCUCCAUAUAAUUUUGAUCAUAGGCCAGAGUGAGUUAUUCCACCUGCACCUUUCUGUACAAAUACUAAUUCAAUUUUAAGUCUUAAGUCACUUUUUUAAUAUAUAAGAUCUUUUGCUCUUCCCACUUCCUCCCUUUCUACUGCUCCCCCACUUUUCCUUCGCUGGUAGUAGCCACCUGCUCCUGUUCCCCCUGCCCUUGUAUCUGAGGACAGGAGGGUGGAGCAGUUACCCUUCCUUUCCCUCUUGCUGAAUAGCAGGCCCAGUAAGAGCAUCCUCACCCUUACCUUGGGCUUGGUUUGGGGUGGUGGGGAAGGCCGUAGGGGUGAGGGAAGGGAGAGGAAGCUCUUCCCUCAGCUGGCUGUCCUCGGGCUGCAGCCCACCCCCCUUCACAGCAGGGAGAGACACCACAUUACCACAAUGAAUUAUUACAUGAAUUAUUGUGACAGCCACGAACCCAUCAGCCCCACCCCACCCCCCUUGGUCACCCUGACCUCUGGCUUUGAAGCCCUCUUCUGACCAAAUCACGAUGAUGAGUAUUCAGGGGGGGGUGGGUAAGGGGGGGGCGUGGAAGGGGAUGGAACCAACUUUUUCUGUAUUUUGUAUUGUAUGUUUUCUUCAACAUGUAACCAAUCAGUAUCUUGUCAAUAUAGUCAGCCGAUCGAUCGACCUUG
Messenger RNA from Choloepus didactylus (southern two-toed sloth), 1686 nucleotides. It is a transcript of the gene RAB5C, whose product is annotated as RAB5C, member RAS oncogene family. The transcript has 6 exons. The record is from RefSeq and is a predicted model, not a curated record. Gene Ontology annotation, molecular function: GTP binding; GTPase activity. NCBI's taxonomy places the organism in Eukaryota, Metazoa, Chordata, Mammalia, Pilosa, Megalonychidae. The coding region runs from base 234 to 884 and encodes 216 amino acids.